Blepharisma stoltei is the source of this 1152-nucleotide messenger RNA. NCBI's taxonomy places the organism in Eukaryota, Ciliophora, Heterotrichea, Heterotrichida, Blepharismidae. The record is from the annotation of a GenBank genome assembly.
AUGGAAAACAAUCAACCUAAUAUUAUUGAAAGACUCAAAAAGCGGCAAAGGAUCGGGAGGACCAAAAUUUUUGAGUCUCUAGACUCAAUAGUGGAACAAUUAGAAACUUUUGUAGAAAACGACAGCGAAGAAGUGACAGAUGAAGAAUUCCAAACAAAAAUAUCCAAUCUCUUUCAAGAAAUAAAAGACGCUGAGCCACUCAGAAAUGUCUGUAAAGAGCACCGAGAAACUUAUGCAUACAUUUCUAAGCUUGGAAAAGAAAUAGAACAGAACGGUACUAUGAAUCCUGAAGACUUGCAGUGCCAUGCAACUACCCCAUUAGAUGAGUCUAUCAUCAAUUCAGCAAUCCAUGAGUAUUUUAUGAGGGAAGGGAUGUUUGAAGAAGCUGACUAUCUUCAAGAUCUAAAACAAAUUCAAGGCGGGAUUGCAGAAGCGAAAGAACAGUUUAAAAUGAUUUAUCAAGUUUUGAAAUCCCUUGAAGAAGGGAAUAUAGACUAUGCGUUGAAAUGGGUAGAAGACAACUCUCAGCAGCUAAAAAGUUCUUCAGCAAAUUUGCAGUUUAAUUUGCAUAAAUUGAAAUUCUUGAAUUUAUUAAGACGGAAAGAUUCUGCUACGGCUCUGGAAUAUGCCAAAACUAAUAUGCAGGCUUUUAAAAAUACCCAUAUAGGAGAGAUCCAACAGUUAAUGGGAGCGUGCUUAUUUUUGAGCCAGCCUGAAAAUUCUCCUUAUCAAGAAUUACUUGACCCGGAGUACGACAAAAUCAUUGCUCAGCAGCUGAUUCAAGAGUGAUGCAAAACACUCGGGCUUCCUUUUAAGUCUUCUUUAGUAACAGCAAUAACUGCAGGCCUCCAAAUUAUGCCAGAAAUGAUUCAAUUAGCAAAUAUUACAGGCGGAAACAAAAUCUGGACACAGCCUAUGCCAACUGAGCUAAAUUUGGAUCCUAAGUUGAGAUUCCACUCAAUUUUUGUAUGUCCUGUAUCAAGAGAAAUUUCGACACCGGAAAAUCCACCGAUGCUUUUACCAUGUGGGCACAUGAUAUCUAAACAAAGCAUGGAAAGAUUAUUAAGCAGCAGCUCAAGAGGUAAAUUCAAGUGUCCAACUUGCCCAGUUGAAGCUACUGACAGAGAUAUACGUCAAGUGACUAUAUGGUAA